This is a messenger RNA of Acipenser ruthenus (sterlet), 7218 nucleotides long. RefSeq names its product multiple epidermal growth factor-like domains protein 6. The coding region runs from base 426 to 5222 and encodes 1598 amino acids. Lineage: Eukaryota; Metazoa; Chordata; Actinopteri; Acipenseriformes; Acipenseridae. The record is from RefSeq and is a predicted model, not a curated record. The transcript is spliced from 38 exons. Gene Ontology annotation, molecular function: scavenger receptor activity; calcium ion binding; protein binding.
AACCUGCAGGCUCUGCUGCCCCGCCCAUAGCCGGCGCGAGGAGGGGUCUGUGUCACGCGAAACUCUUUGAAAUGUUUUUGCAUUGCUUGAACCGCAUGGGCGACACAACUCAUUGGACCCGAGUCACAACUUCCAGAAACUGCAACUGGGAAAGAACAGCACCCUGGAAUAAACCAAAGGGAAGCAUUUCCAUAACGACACGACUUUGAAAUCAUUUUUGUUUGAAAGUGUGAAGUUGGCAAUAAUCUAUUUAUUGCUACAUUUUUUUGGAUGAGAAAUAAUUCUAAGAAAUAAGAAGGAUGCUCUGACUAACGCUUUGUAAAAAACGGAGUUCCCCUUUUUUUUCUUUUAGUUUCAAUUCCUAGAUAUUUAUAUUGAGGAUUUGUGGGUUCAAUAAAUAUAUAAAUAUAUACAUUUAAAAUAAAAUGGACAUUCAACUUAUGCCUGUUUUUAUUGUUCUACUAUUUGGGAUUGCUUCAGCAACUUAUGGAAGGAAUCUUCAGCCUUUUAUGCCGAACGUGUGUGCAGAGAAAGAGCUGACGAUGGUGGGCCACAGGCAGCCAUGUGUCCAGGCCUUCACACGCAUGGUCAAAGUGUGGAAGCAGGGCUGCGUGGGGCAGGCGUGGUGCGUCGGCUACGAGAGGAGGACAGCCUAUUACACUGCCUACAGACAGGUGUACAAGAAGGACUAUCACACUGUGUAUAAGUGCUGCCCUGGCUGGUCCCAGCUCAAUGGAGAGGCAGGCUGUCUUUAUCCUGUCUGCAGUUCAGGGGUCUGCUUCAAUGGGGGUCAGUGUGUGGAAGGAUCGACCCAGCUGUGUGACUGUCCAGCCGGCUUCGACGGGCCCAGCUGCCAAUACGAUAAGAAUGAGUGCGAGGAGACAAACGGGGGCUGUGAGUUUCAAUGCUGUAACACCAUCGGCAGCUUCUACUGCAAGUGCCCCCAAGGGAUGAAGCUGAAGGAGGAAGGCAAGACGUGUGAAGACGUUGAUGAAUGCCAAGUGCACAACGGGGGUUGCCAGCACAGAUGCGUGAACACCCCGGGAUCGUACUUCUGUGAGUGCAAGCCGGGGUCUCGCCUGCAUACGGACGGACGGACCUGCAUCGCUGUGAACACGUGCGCUAUCAGCAAUGGAGGCUGUGAGCAGGAGUGCGUCCAGCUGUCGAUGGCACACUAUCAGUGUCGCUGCCGACACAACUACCAGCUCACAGAGGACGGCAAGCACUGUAAACUGAUGGACCCCUGUGGGGACAGGAACGGCCGCUGCAUGCAGAAGUGCCGGAGCGAAGGGGGGGUGGCUCGCUGUGAGUGUCACCCCGGGUACACGCUGGCUGCCGACAGCAGGAGCUGUGAAGACACGGACGAGUGUGCGACUGGCCAGGCCUUGUGUUCACACGGCUGCCACAACACGCGGGGCUCCUUCUCCUGUAUCUGUAACCCUGGAUAUGAGCUGGGGUCCGACGGGAAGCAGUGCUACAGGAUCGAGAUGGAGAUUGUGAACAGCUGCGAGACCAACAACGGGGGCUGCUCACACCACUGCGGUCACUCCACUGCUGGACCGGUCUGCAGCUGUAACUAUGGCAACACACUGGAUGAGGACCAGAAGACAUGCGUGGAUAUAGAUGAGUGUGGAGGAGGGGACUCCUGUUGUGAGCAGGAUUGCUCCAACUAUCCUGGGGGCUACGAGUGCUACUGUGGGGCCGGUUACAGGCUCAACAUCGAUGGGUGUGGCUGUGAUGACGAGGACGAGUGCCUGUCUGACAACGGGGGCUGUGAUCACACCUGCCAGAACACUGCCGGCUCCUUCCAGUGUUACUGCGAGAUCGGACACAAGCUGGAUGAGGACCGCAGGAGCUGCAUUCCUCUGGAGGACCCAGUGGAAGCCCUGAACAGCCGGCGAGCCGUGGAGAGACCCAUCCCCCAGGUGACUCUGCUGAGAGAGGAGUACACCCAGCUCUUCGAGGAGGGAGAGGAGUACGACGAGGGCGAGGGGGAGCUGCGUGGAGAGCACACCCUGGCUGAGAAAUUUGUGUGCCUGGACAACACGUUUGGUCACGACUGCAGCCUGACGUGCGAGGACUGCUCGAACGGAGGAGUGUGUGGCCCUGAGAGGGACGGCUGUGAGUGCCCUGACGGCUGGACCGGGGUCGUGUGCAACCAGACUUGCCCAGAGGGGACCUUCGGUAAGAACUGCAGCUUCUCCUGCAAGUGUAAGAACGGAGCGGCCUGUGACCCCAUCACUGGACGCUGCCGCUGCCCACCGGGAGUGAGUGGGGAGAUGUGUGAGGAUGGCUGCCCGAAGGGUUUCUACGGGAAGCACUGCAAUAAGAAGUGUAACUGUGCCAACAACGGGCGCUGCCACCGCACCUACGGAGCCUGCCUGUGCGACCCAGGUCUCUACGGGAGAUACUGCCACCUUCCAUGCCCGAAGUGGGCGUUUGGCCCCGGCUGCUCGGAGGAGUGUCGGUGUGUGCAGCGGAACACCCAGGAAUGCAACCGGAGGGACGGGGGCUGUGUCUGCAAGCCCGGCUACAGUGGCAGCACCUGCCAGGACGAAUGCAGCCCUGGUUUCUAUGGCUCUGGUUGCAAGAGAAAGUGCGAGUGUCCCGCGGGUGUUCCCUGCGAUCACGUGAGCGGCGCGUGCAAGAGAGAGUGUCCGGCGGGCUACAGCGGAGAGAACUGCGACCAAGCGUGUCCAGAGGGAAGGUUCGGAGUGAACUGCUUGGAGCCAUGCUCCUGCGGAGGAUCCCCGUGCGACAGGGUGAGCGGAGAGUGCAGAUGUCCUGCUGGGAGGAUCGGCCCCAGCUGUGAGCGAGAUUGCCCCGAGGGUCGCUGGGGAGUAGGCUGUCUGGAGACCUGCCCAGUGUGUGAGAACGGAGGGGUGUGUGCCAUGAAGACUGGCCUGUGUGACUGCCUGCCAGGCUACAUGGGCAAGCUCUGUCAGAAUGAGUGCCCGGUGGGGCGCUUUGGCCAGGACUGCCUGCUGCGCUGCGUGUGUGAGAACAACGGCCGCUGCAAUCCCGUCACGGGACGCUGUACCUGCGCCCCAGGCUGGACGGGACACAACUGCAGGAGAGCCUGUGACGCUGGCCGCUGGGGUCCUGACUGCGUGAACUCGUGUGACUGCAGGAACAGCGACGGAAGCUGCGAUGCGGUGACAGGGCAGUGCAUCUGCGAGGCGGGAUACAGCGGCAGCCACUGUGACCAGGAAUGCCCCCCUGGCUCGUUCGGGACGGCUUGUCGGCACCGCUGUCAGUGUGAUAACGGAGCGGCCUGCGACCAUGUGAGCGGAGCCUGCAUCUGUCUGCCUGGCUGGACUGGGACCUUCUGUGAGAGGCCCUGUCCGGAGGGGUUCUAUGGGAUGGAGUGCAGACAGAAGUGUAACUGCUUGAACGGGGCUCGCUGUGACCUCCUGACCGGUACCUGUGCCUGCCCGGCCGGCUGGAUCGGACCUCACUGCAACCUGACCUGCCAGGCUAAUUCCUACGGGGAGGGCUGCAAUCAGACUUGUGACUGUCACAACGGGGCGAGCUGUGACUCACUCAGCGGGCAAUGCGUCUGUGCACGGGGCUGGACCGGACCCAGCUGCCAGCAAGCAUGCCCGGCUGGUUUCUACGGCGCUAGCUGCCAGCAGUUCUGUCUGUGCCAGAACGGCGGGUCAUGUGAUCACGUCAGUGGGCGAUGCACGUGCCCAGAAGGGUGGACCGGGCUUGCCUGUGAACUGGAGUGCACCCAGGGCAGGUUCGGAGUGGGCUGCCAGCAGAGCUGUGAAUGUGAGAACGGGGGCCUGUGCGACCGGCAGACUGGACAGUGCACGUGUCGUGCAGGCUGGCUCGGGGACAGGUGUCAAACAGCCUGUCCCGUGGGGACGUUCGGCACGCGCUGUGAGGAUCGGUGUGACUGCGAGCACGGGGCGUCCUGUCAUCACAUCACCGGGACCUGCCACUGCCCCCGGGGCUGGAGGGGACGGCAGUGCGAGAAAGCUUGCUUACCUGGCGCCUAUGGAGAGAACUGUGCGCAACUCUGCAGCUGUCCCCCCGGCACUUCCUGUAACCACAUCACCGGGGAGUGUGGCUGCCCUCCUGGAUUCACCGGCGACGGCUGUGAACAGACCUGCCUUCCAGGGACCUACGGAGACAACUGCAACCAGGUGUGCCAGUGCUCAGUGCAGAACCAACAGUGCCACCCUGUGACCGGGGCAUGCUACUGCGCGCCAGGCUACCAUGGCAACGACUGCCAGCUGAAAUGCCCAGAUGGACUGUAUGGCCCUAACUGUGAGCGAUCGUGCCAGUGUCUGAACGGGGGUCACUGCGAGACCACCACUGGCACCUGUGAGUGCCUGCCUGGCUACAUCGGAGCAGACUGCAAUACCACAUGCCCCGCUGGUCACUACGGGAAGGACUGCGCUCAGGUGUCUUCCUGCCGAGACGGGGCGCACCAUGAUCAUGUGACAGGAAACUGCGCAUGUCCAGCCGGGAAGACGGGCGCUCGCUGUGAACGAGGCUGUGAGAAGGGCCGCUUCGGGGAAGCCUGCCUGCUGUCCUGUUCCUGUAAGAACGGAGGGCGGUGUGAUCCAGUGACUGGUUCCUGCUCCUGUGGACUGGGCUGGACUGGGCCGCACUGUGAGAGAGAGUGUCCCCCGGGACGAUACGGGGUAAACUGCCAGCUGGACUGCAGGUGUCAGAAUAACGGGACGUGCGACAGGGUGACGGGUGGCUGCCAGUGUACCGGGGGAUUCUACGGGCACAGCUGUGAACAUGCCUGCCCUCCUGGGUUCCACGGAACAAACUGUCAGCUGAUCUGUGACUGCAGAAACGGGGCGACUUGUGACUCCGUCUCUGGCCAAUGUCUGUGCCCGGCUGGUUACCGUGGAGACCACUGUGAAAAAGAAUGCGAGCGAGGCUCGUUUGGAGAGCGAUGUCAGAGGCCAUGUGACUGUGAAGGAGACGCAUCAUGUGACCCGUUCAGCGGAAAGUGCAGCUGUCCCCCUGGGAAAACAGGAACCAAGUGUGACAUCGACUGCGGAAUUAAUCGCUUUGGGCCCGGCUGCUCUCUGACCUGCGACUGCGGCCACAACGGCCAGUGCAACCCGCGCAACGGACGCUGCACCUGCCUGCACGGGUGGAUCGGGCUCACCUGCCAGGAAGGGGGACCCCCCAAGCCGACACAUCACUCCCAAGGCCCAAGAGAAGACCUCUCUCACCUCCAAACAGCAGUAUAGCAUCCCAACGGGCAGCCACCAGCACCCCUGCACGGAUACAGCCUCCUUUCCAUAGGACAGCCAGGGGCUUCAAUUCCUGCAUUUUUACAAUAAUGCACCAGCUAUGAUGAUGGGAGGGAGGGGGGGUUGCAGAAAGAAGCCCAUGAGAACUACUUGUGUCAUCUUCAUUUGUUUGACAAGCCAUGCAUACUGUACUUGCACUCUGGGAACUAUUUGGCAGCAGUUUGCUGGUUUGCAAAAGAGUAACUUCUUUUGAGAUCAGCUUCUAAAGGGAGGGAUCAAGACACUAAGCAGUUGUGUCCAAGCCUGGCUGGAGACACACUUCUAAAAUCCACUGCGUGUGGAAACAAGCCUCUGGGAGACUAAGAGGAUACUGCAGUAGCAUGAAAGACAUUGCAUUAUUCAGAGACGACACUCGAAGCAGCUUAGCGGGUUUGGAGACCCCCAGCUUUGACCACAAAACCUUAUCGAAGGGGGAGACUUCUUUGGUUUAACACAAUUUGAAAACACAUUUAGCCAUGUAGAACAGUUAAACCAUUCUCAAUACACACCUGACAUGAUUAAGAGAACACACCCAAGCACAAGUCACUGUCAGAAUGCACUGCUUGUGCAUUGUACCUCAACCAGUCAGCCUCAUCCACUCCCUUUCCAAGUAACACAACAUUUGGCAGAUUUUCAUUAAACAUUGAACUCUUUGAUUGAAACGUUGGCUUGUUUUAAAGGCACAGUUGCUAGAUUUUAGUAACUUUUUUUUUUGUUUGUUUUUUUAAGUGAGCACUAUUGGGUAUAGGGUGCUGAUACCACACCCUGCCACAGAACAGUUCAAUUCGAAGUGAUCGUUUUCAUGCACACAGUGAACCACAAUGCCUCUUAGCAAGCCAGGGAACCAAAUGCACCUUGAGUAACCUGCUGUGUGCCCAGUUGUACUUGUUUCUGUUCCUCGUCAUUCGCUGCUGUACAGACUGCCUGAAACAUUAUUCAUUUGUAUGUUUUUUUUAUAGAUCUUCACGUUAAUAGUAGCUUAUGUAUAAGAUAGCGUAUGGAUGGAUGUAUUUAUGGAUGGAUGUAUGCAAGAACAUAUUUAAUUUCACUGGUGUGUAAAAAGCAAUACAAACACAGCUUUUGCAAAAGAGCGAAGGGAGUAAAAUGCAUCCUGCAAAGGCAAGCAAUAGUUUUAGAUGCAGAUAAUGCUACGGAACAAUCAAGUGAGCGACGUGAAUUCCAAAGGAUUAAUUUCAGACGGUGAAUCGUUAUCUUCAUGUUAUACCAAGGUGGCAAGCACUGUCAUUUCUGAUCUGACCCCCCAUCUGUGAGAGAUGAGGUUAACAGCUCUCUAACCACGAAUGCAGAGGAGCCUGGCUCUUUUGUGCUGUGGUUAUGAUGCUCACUGCGGUGUGUGUGUGUGUGUGUGUUUGUGUUUGCCGGUUCACGCACAGCCUCUGCCCUGAUCCACCUGCCUAGAUUAAAUAAAAAAAGCACAGGGCCACACUGAUAAAGCACACAUGCCUGCUGACAAGUACAUAGCUGUGCAAGUCCUUCCCCCAAAGGGCAAAUGCUUCAUGAAGGUGGCCCAUGCUGCUUCAGCAAUCAAAUCUCGUUUUGUAUUUUUUCUAUUAACCCGAGCCAACAUUAUCCUUUGAAUUACUUGUAUUGCAAAAUAUGCAUAAAAAAACACAUUAUUCAAAUAUUAAAAGCAUUGGGUUGGAUGUGAUCACUAUGUCGUGCCUGAUUAAUGAUGCAAUAUUAAUGGCCAGCGUUGUGAAUGAAAUAACUGUCUGUUGCAUACUGUAUGCUUUUUAUUCAUUAUAGAAAAGAGAAGCCUGCUCGUCUUAUUAUAAUUGGUGCUAUCAAGUUUGUUUUAAUUGAAACUUUACAAUACUGAAAGAUGAUGUCACUCUAAACAUGUAUUGGAGUUGGUAUGUAAAAUAUUUACUAAAGCAUUUACUAUGUCCAUUUUUUGUACUGUAUAUAACAUGUUAAAAAAAGAAGCUAUUAA